Molecule: messenger RNA, 1114 nt
Organism: Mytilinidion resinicola
Lineage: Eukaryota; Fungi; Ascomycota; Dothideomycetes; Mytilinidiales; Mytilinidiaceae
Product: aldolase
Exons: 4
Coding region: 115-1068 (317 amino acids)
Cellular component (GO): cytoskeleton
Molecular function (GO): actin filament binding
Source: RefSeq, a predicted model, not a curated record
CGGAAGCACACACGCGAACGCAGAGUCAUUGUCGAGGAAGACUUGUUUAAGACGAUCGUCUAUGAACACGAUAUUCAUGGGUCGAGAGGGCACCAGAACACUGCUACUGCCCUUAUGGAACGAUACUAUGGGCCUACGCGACAAGAGAUUCUUGCUCUACUUAAGCAAUGUCAAACGUGCGGGAAGGGACGAGAAGCGGUGCCUGAUUUGCCUAACGUGUUCAUGCCUGGAUUAUCUACUUCCUUACAGCAGAUGUCCCAUGGCGCCUUGCCACUCAAAGGAAUCCCUGGGUUUCCUUCUUUUGCUGAGAAACGGAUUUGGCAACUUAACCAUAUGGCGGCAGCUUUCCGAUAUUUCAAUCGCCGCAACUAUAUCGAAGGCAUAUCAGGUCAUAUCAGUGUUCGUGAUCCUGAGUACACAAACGCUUUCUGGAUUAAUCCCCUUGGGAUUCACUUUGGCCUUCUGAAAGCAUGUGACAUGAUUUUGCUCGACAUGGAUACUGGUAUGGUGCUAGGUGGUAAUAGAUCACGUCCUGCAAGCGCCGUAGGAUUCCAGAUCCACAAGUCCAUCCAUCUCGCGAGAGGAGAUGUCAAUGCUAUAUGCCUCGCUCACACCAUUAAUGGAAGCGCGUACUCCGCUUUAGGAAAGCCAUUGGAGAUGAUUACGCAAGACGCAUGCAACUUCUACAAGGCUCAUAGCGUGUACACGAAUUAUGGAGGCGUCGUGCUGGGUGAGGAAGAAAGCCGUAACAUCGCAUCAGCUCUUGGACGGAACAAAGCUUGUCUGCUCGUGAACCAUGGAUUGCUCACUACUGGCGGGACUGUGGACGAAGCAGCGUACCUUUUCGGACUCAUGGAGCGAUGUUGUCAAGCGCAGCUUCUGGCCGAUGCUGCUACUGCUGCUGGUAAGCCUAAGCAUAUCAUCGGCGAACACGAGGCUGCAUAUAAUUUCAAAUUGACCAGUGAUCCGGAGAGACUGUACGCAGAUUUCCAGCCCGACUACGACUACGAAGAAGCCAUGAGCCAUGGUGACUUCAAGCAAUUCGACACGGCAAUGUUCCUCGAUUGAAUGCCGAAGCCAAACAUCUUGCCUCACAAGACAUCCAUGGAAGACU